Oryzias latipes (Japanese medaka) is the source of this 2657-nucleotide messenger RNA. The record is from RefSeq and is a predicted model, not a curated record. NCBI's taxonomy places the organism in Eukaryota, Metazoa, Chordata, Actinopteri, Beloniformes, Adrianichthyidae.
GAUCCCUGCAGCCCGUUGAUGAAGACAUCGGUGUCCCUGCAGCCGUCCGCUCCAAUCCUUUCUUCCUCCACCAAAGACUGGUCUGUGUUACGCUUCCUUCUAAUGUUUCCAGUGUGGCGCGGCAUCGGCGCCAGCAGCAGCAUCAGCUGGAGCCAGGAGUGGAGCCGCUGCCUGAAGUGGGAGUUUGACAGCAGGGAUGGAGGCCCCAGAAUCCCCGUGUUUGACUACCCCAUUUGGUUCGUCUUCUGCCGUGGGGGGCGUGCCAGGAUCAGGGAGGUUUACCAGCGAGGGAGGGGGGCCAUCCGACUGCCCACCGACAUCUUUGACAUCCAUCAGGUGCCUAAGGUCUUCAGAGAAGAUGGUAUCAUAUCUGGAUAUCGUCACCCACGGAGCUCCGCCCUGGACUGCAUCCUCAGCAGCUUCCAGAUGAACAACGAGACCAUCAACAUCUGGACCCACUUCUUACCGACAUGGUACUUCCUGUGGCGUUUCUUCCUCCUCGGCUCCACCAUGGACUUCCUGAGCGACAGCUACGCCUGGCCGCUGCUGGUCUACAUGCUGCUCAUCUGCGUUUAUCCCUUCACCUCCUGCUGCGCUCACAUCUUCAGCACCAUGUCACCGGAGUCCCGCCACAUCUGCUACUUCUUCGACUAUGGAGCGCUCAGCCUCUACAGCCUCGGAUGCGCCAUCAGUUACGGAUUCUACGUGAUGCCGGACUGCUGGGUGAACAGCUGGAUCCAGCAGCAUUUCAUCCCCAUCGCCAUAGGGAACAGCCUGCUCUGCACCAGCAUGUCCUGCUACUCGCGGUUUGUGGAGCUGCAGUUCCCCCAGAGGAGCAAAGCCUUGAGAACGGGAGCGUUCGUCGUCCCCUUCCUGUUCGACACGGUUCCUCUGUUCUACAGGGUCCUUCUUUCCUGCUGGGGAAGCUGCAGCCUGGGUGAAGCCCUGUCCAACCACUGCUACCACCUCCUCUUCGCCUUCCUCACCUGCUUCCUGUUCACCGCACACCUCCCGGAGAGGCUGGCCCCCGGGCGCUUCGACUAUUUCGGCCACAGUCACCAGCUCUUCCACGUCAGCGCCGUGGUGGGAACUCACUUCCAGAUGGAGGGUGUCCUCGCCGACAUGUCGUCGCGGCGCCAGUGGCUGCAGACCCACGGCUUGGCGCCGUCCUUCCUUAGCACCUUCGGCGCCCUCGUCCUCAGCUUUGUCCUUAACCUGGGCAUCAUCGCCGUGUUCAGCGCGCUCCUGCUGUGGAAGCCCCGCCCCAGCUGCGGCCAGCAGCACGCCCCCACCUGCGGGUGCAAGGAGCAGUGAGGGCGGGGCUUCCCACAAAGCAGCUUCCUUACAUUCCAAAGGAGGUCCCGGCCGGCGGUGUUCCCGCUCCACAGACUGACGUUUCCCUGUGUUUGUGUCCGGUCAGAAGCCGAUGACCCGUCUGCGGGUCGAAGGACGCUGCUGCCGGGUUUGCAGAAACUCCGUCUCUCCUCACCCUUUAUAAUCUAAUGCAGAUUGGAUCUACGGCGCUCCAGCCCGGCGUUGAUUGUCAGACGCUUCCAUUUCUGAUUGCCUCCUUGUCAUGAUCUGCCCUCGGAGACGUCCAGCGAGGCGGUGAUUAAAGGACAGGCACCACUUUUUGAACACAGCGUUCCCCGUUCUUCUGAGCUCACACGGAAAUCUGCCAAAAGCUAAAAAAAAAAAAAAAAAAAAACCUGGCGUGGCGUUUCUGUCCAAAACUGUGAUUGACUUUUGAUAGAAGGCUGAAUAACUUCAGACCUUUCUGUGGUGCUUCGGGUCUCUAACCAACAUUAACAACUCAUUUCUACGUUUACAUUUCACAAUAAAAGAAGUCAGACAUUUUAUAUUUAUUGCUGCUUCUAAAUAACUCAGUGAAAAUCUCACAAACUCAUCCUAAAAGCUAUUUUUGAUCAUAAUUAAAAUCUUUAAAAAAAAAGGGGGGAAAGCAAAAUAUUUACUUUAAAACUUUAAAUUCAAGUCAAAGUGUUUGGGGAAAAACUUGGGAAUUUUAAUUUAAAUGUAGAUCAUUUAAAUUCAGAUGAACCUUCACUUGUGUUUGGUGAAAGCUCAAUAUCAAAGUGGCUCCAUUGGAUGCCGUUGUCACUUUUUCAGGCCAGUGACAGAAAAACGUCGGUGUUUGAGGUUCGUACCAAACACAAACUGUUCCAAACGGCACAAAACGGUCUCAGUAACCAGCUGCUAACACACACUAACUAGCUCUCCACAGCCGGUCAGGACGGAGGUUUGCUCGGAGGGAAAAGCAGGUGGUCUGGUGGGAAUGGAGCUUUGGAAAGUGUAGAAUCCCAGGGGAACUUUCCUUUAGCAGCAUUUGCCUUCACUUGCUCCAGAGUCUCUUGGUUUCUGAGCAGAAUUUUCACCAAAAUAUCCAAACAAAAAGAAUCCUGACACUGAAUCGUGGAAAGACCUGUGGUAAUCUGUGGAUUUGACGGCGUUUGGAGAUGUGUCCGAGGGAAGGCGGGAGGUUGGAAAAACAUGUUGUGCCUUUUUUAUGGUGUUUUUUUUUACAACUUGUCUCUGAUUUAAUGUUAAAAGAAACUCUACAAACAUAUAUCUGAUCUUUGUGUAAAUUGUAAUUUGCUUUAAAAGGCUUGUGUAAUUAAACUGAAGCUUUUAUCAAUGCA